Messenger RNA from Vigna umbellata (rice bean), 984 nucleotides. NCBI's taxonomy places the organism in Eukaryota, Viridiplantae, Streptophyta, Magnoliopsida, Fabales, Fabaceae. The record is from RefSeq and is a predicted model, not a curated record.
AUGGCCGACGACAACCCAUGUGCUAUCUGGUUUGUCGGUCCUCUUUUUGCUGCCCUUACAAGACUUGUCUUCAAGGAAGGACUCUACUAUGGCAAGCUAGAAGCUGGACUUCUUACGUUUGUUAUUCCUACCGUUCUUCUUCCUACCGUUCUUCUGGGGCAUUUGCUUGAAGCUGCGACGGUCGGUGCGGACCGAUCGAAGAAGGAGACAUUGGCGUUGACGACACCCCGAUGGCUCCAUAUGCCACCCGUGGCGGCAAAUCUGGUUGGAGUGGACAGUGAUGGUGCCUUUAUGGCACAUCCAGAGCUGAAUAAGAACGAAAGGAAGAGACUAUGUCGAAUUCUAGACUGCAAAAAGUUGUCUAUGGAAGCUUGCAUGCAUGCAGCACAGAAUGAGCUACUUCCCCUAAGGGUGGUUGUCCAAGUUCUCUUCUUUGAGCAAGCACGAGCAGCAGCAGCUGGUGGCAAAGUGACUGACAUGCCAAGCAACAUCAAGGCAUUACUCACCGCUCAUGGCAUUGACCCAUCAAAACACACAGCACCAUUGAGCACCACAACAAGUAUACAUGCUGAUGACAAUUGGAGUGUUUCUGGAUUCAAGUCACCAAAGUCAACAAAGAACCCAACUCUCAGAAUGAAGCUAGCUGAGGAUGACUUGGAUGCAAAUGUUGUGCCUCGUGAUGAAAUUGGGAGAACUUCUAGAUUUAAGGGUCUACUUGCUCUUCCUACUCAGCCCAAACGCAUGUUUAGCAAGUUGUGGGCUACCAACAGAACUGCCACCGAAAAGAAUUGAGUAAAUUUUUUCGAUUUUUCAUGAUGGGGAUGGGAAAUUUAGGGGGUAACAUAUACUAUAUUUUUCUCUUUUGCAUAAGGUCCUGUAAGUUAUAACAUGUAGGGAAAAUCAGCGAAUCCAAAUGUGCAUUGUUCGUGUAACCUAUAAUAAUAAGAAAUGAGAAUUUUCACAUGAGGGGAAAUCUCUUUGGUA